This is a messenger RNA of Mercurialis annua (annual mercury), 2165 nucleotides long. Its product is annotated as L-ascorbate oxidase homolog. Gene Ontology annotation, molecular function: copper ion binding; oxidoreductase activity. The transcript is spliced from 8 exons. The record is from RefSeq and is a predicted model, not a curated record. NCBI's taxonomy places the organism in Eukaryota, Viridiplantae, Streptophyta, Magnoliopsida, Malpighiales, Euphorbiaceae. The coding region runs from base 183 to 1829 and encodes 548 amino acids.
CAAAAUCCACACAUUGUGAUACAGUAGUACACUCACAUACUCUGUACCGCACUUAAAUAUUACACCAUCCCUCUCCCUCAUCAUUCACUUGCUUCUUUCAAGAACCUUUUAAACUCUGCCCUCUCUGCCCAAAAACCCAGAAAAAAUAGGCAAUAUCCUAUUGGUGAUUUCAUUACUUGAAAAUGCCGCUUAAUGUAGCGGGAACAGGCAUUGUAUGCGGUUUAUUGUUAUGCAUCAGUACUGUUUUUCUUUUUGCCAUUGUUGAAGCUGAAGAUCCGUACAGGUUUUUCAACUGGAAUGUCACUUACGGCGAUAUUUAUCCGCUCGGUGUUCGUCAACGGGGUAUUUUGAUCAACGGACAAUUUCCGGGGCCGGAUAUUCACUCCGUUACUAACGAUAACCUUAUCAUCAAUGUGUAUAACAGCUUAGACGAGCCUUUUCUUCUCUCCUGGAAUGGAAUUCAAAAUAGAAGAAAUUCAUAUGAGGAUGGUGUUUAUGGGACCACAUGCCCAAUUCCUCCAGGCAGAAACUUCACAUACAUUCUUCAAGUAAAGGAUCAAAUUGGAAGUUUCUAUUACUUCCCUUCUCUUGCAUUCCACAAAGCUGCUGGUGGUUUUGGAGGUAUCCGAAUCCUCAGUCGCCCGCGAAUUCCUGUUCCUUUCCCAGAUCCUUCCGGCGAUUACACCGUUCUUAUUGGAGAUUGGUACAAAUCUAAUCACACGGACCUAAAAGCUCAUCUGGAUAAUGGUAAGAAGCUGCCAUUCCCUGAUGGCAUCCUCAUCAAUGGUCGUGGGCCCAAUGGUUACGCUCUCACUGUUGAACAAGGAAAAACGUACAGACUUAGAAUAUCGAAUGUUGGGUUACAAAAUUCACUCAAUUUCCGGAUUCAAAACCAUAAAAUGAAGCUUGUAGAAGUAGAAGGAACACAUACUCUUCAAACUACAUAUUCCUCACUAGACGUUCAUGUUGGCCAGUCCUACUCUGUUCUGUUUACAGCUGACCAGCCUGGUCAGGACUACUACAUUGUGGUUUCCUCCAGGUUCACUGACAAUGUGACCACCACCACUGGCGUUCUUCAUUACAGUAACUCUGCUGGCCCAGUCUCUGGCCCACCCCCUGGUGGACCCACCAUUCAGAUUGAUUGGUCUCUCAAUCAGGCCCGCUCCAUUAGGACAAAUCUUACUGCAAGUGGACCAAGACCAAAUCCACAAGGCUCGUACCAUUAUGGUAUGAUCAACACAACCAGGACCAUCAUUUUUGCUAGUUCUGCUGGUCAAGUGAAUGGCAAGCAGAGAUAUGCAGUCAACAGUGUGUCCUUUGUUCCACAGGACACCCCACUAAAGCUUGCAGACUACUUCAAGAUUCCUGGAGUUUUUAAAGAGAAUAGUAUAUCAGACAGACCGUAUGGGGGAGGAAUUUACCUCGACACUUCAGUUUUGACUGUUAAUUAUAGAGAAUUUGUAGAAAUUGUAUUUCAGAACAAUGAAAACAUUGUGCAAAGCUGGCAUCUUGAUGGUUACAGUUUCUUUGUCGUUGGUAUGGACGGAGGACAAUGGACAUCAGCCAGUAAGGAUCAAUACAACCUUCGUGAUGCAGUUGCACGAUGCACCACUCAGGUAUAUCCAAUGUCGUGGACUGCAAUUUAUGUGCCGCUAGACAAUGUAGGAAUGUGGAACAUAAGAACGGAGUUCUGGGCACGCCAAUACCUUGGGCAGCAGCUUUAUUUGCGAGUUUUCACAACCUCCACUUCACUUAGAGAUGAAUACCCCAUUCCAAAGAAUGCAAUUACUUGUGGAAAGGCGGCCGGUCGACGCACACGACCACUGUAAACUGUAGCAUCACGAUAAAGAAAAUAGUAAUUGAAGACGGGGAAUUAGCCUGUCUAGCUCCGGAGAACGAACGAAUGAAGAGUGGAGUUUUGCAUCGUUGGCUGCUUUACUUCAGGCUUAAGUAUUUAUUAUAUGAUUAGGUCUAUUACUGACUUCAGCUCGAAGUCACAUUCUUUUUUUCUCUAUUGAUUGUAUUCCGUUUUGUAUCGGUACAUUAUUUAUAAAUAGUAUAUUAUAAGGUCUUAAGGCCAGCUAUUUCUCAAGCUGGUUUUAGGUAAUUAAAGUUUGUAUCAGUAAAUUGAGUUGCUCACUUGUAAUACUAUCUUUUUCUUUUGA